Molecule: messenger RNA, 941 nt
Organism: Aspergillus costaricaensis CBS 115574
Lineage: Eukaryota; Fungi; Ascomycota; Eurotiomycetes; Eurotiales; Aspergillaceae
Exons: 2
Coding region: 1-720 (239 amino acids)
Source: RefSeq, a predicted model, not a curated record
AUGAGAGCCGAUCUUGAGUCUGCCCGCAUCAAAUCACUGCCGGACGAUGGCUUCUACAUAGCGGAUUUCAUCUCGGAGGAUGAAGAGGAGUUUCUCCUCCGAAAGAUAACGACUGCGCCGUUACCCCGCUGGACUCAUCUAGCUCACCGGCGUCUUCAAUCCUGGCCCUCGGCCCUGACCAAAUCGAACGCGCUCAUCUCCUCCCCGUUGCCUUCUUGGCUCGUCUCACCCAUCAUCACCCCUCGCUUCGACUCCUUGGGCCUUUUCGCCGACGCCCCGCACCGCGCCCCGAAUCAUAUUCUGGUAAAUGAAUACCGCCCGGGACAGGGCAUAAUGCCGCAUGAAGACGGUGCUGCCUACUACCCGCUCGUAGCUACUGUGAGCCUGGGUGCUCCUAUCGUGCUAGAUCUGUACGAGAAAAGUGAGGACGGCGAUGGGAACGGACAUGGCCGGCGUCCGGUGUAUAGGAUUCUGCAGGAGAGACGCAGCCUGCUCGUUACCACGAAGAGUAUCUAUACCGACUUUCUGCAUGGGAUUGCAGAAACCUCCAGGGAUGAAGGGCUGGGUGCAGAAUCCAUCUGCAACUGGGAUCUGUUGAGGGAGCCAGACAGGUAUGAGUGCGGCUGCCUGGAGAGGGAGACUAGGAUAAGCUUGACUUAUCGAGACGUGCUCAAAGUUGCAAGUCUCGGGAAUACGAUGAGGUUCCUGGGUAGUCGGUGACGCGAGGCAUCCGGGGCUCAUGUCUCGGGGCAAUUUCCCCGCUGGUCUCAUGCUACAUAACUAGUAAACCAAAGGGAUCAUGUUCCAUCUCUCCCGCACUGACUCCACGCCGAAUUUUCGCCUAUACCACUGCCUGGUGUUCGCAGCGGUGACGCCCAAGUUGAUAACGACAAAUACGAGAGCAGACAACAGCGACUUGUUUACGACCUCACCCUUGGGGG